Bipolaris oryzae ATCC 44560 is the source of this 228-nucleotide messenger RNA. RefSeq lists its product as uncharacterized. NCBI's taxonomy places the organism in Eukaryota, Fungi, Ascomycota, Dothideomycetes, Pleosporales, Pleosporaceae. The transcript has 2 exons. The record is from RefSeq and is a predicted model, not a curated record. Bases 1 to 228 code for a protein of 75 amino acids.
AUGCACGGCCGAUGUAAUACUGUACGGCGGAGGGCCGGGGCCGAACGAUGGACUAGGCCCAAAGGGGAGGGUCUGGAACGGAUUGGCGCUGGACGGGGUAGAGGAACAGUGGUCGGAUGCGUUCAUGGAUGUGCGAGGCAACGUCAGACGUCUUAUGACACAGGCGGUGGGCGUGGUGGAGGGGAUGCGAUGACGUGCGCGAGGGAAUGGCACGGAUGGCAUUGCUGA